Salmo salar (Atlantic salmon) is the source of this 3453-nucleotide messenger RNA. It is a transcript of the gene gpsm2, whose product is annotated as G protein signaling modulator 2. Gene Ontology annotation, cellular component: cell cortex. The record is from RefSeq and is a predicted model, not a curated record. Gene Ontology annotation, molecular function: G-protein alpha-subunit binding; GDP-dissociation inhibitor activity. Lineage: Eukaryota; Metazoa; Chordata; Actinopteri; Salmoniformes; Salmonidae. Gene Ontology annotation, biological process: establishment of mitotic spindle orientation.
GAUUGGCUACUGAACUAACAACACAGAGUAACAGCAGCUAAAUUGUCCACCCACUCAUCAAAGUUAGCUAGCUAGCUAGCUAGCCAAAACUUUAUUGCUAGCUAGGUUAGCAAAGUGCCGAAUUUAUAGCUAAGAACUUAGGUUUGUUGUAGUAUAAAACUGGACUUUUAUUUACCGUCGAAGUAUCGAAAAGGGGAGUAAAACCAUUGUUCGAACUGGACCGCCUAAAGUUUCUCAUAGUCCCAAUCCCAGCACUGAAUAAUUUCAGAGGGCUGCUGAGGAGAGCUGUGCUGGCACUGCUAAGCCAAUCUGAAACUGUAGCCUGACGGACAACACUUUCUGAGGAUCUCUCUCUGUCAUUCCUGGUGCUACGUGUCAGCUUAAGAGGUCAAUCAAAGGCGAGCACAAGGGGAAUUUUAGGACUAGUUCUCCUGGACCAUCAGAUGUUUUCCACUUUUUUGUUUUUAUCACAAUUUUUGGGAUUUAAACUGGGAUCGUCCCACUUAUAAGUCUUCAAUGGAUUCCGUUGGCUCUUUGGCUAGCAUUGUUGAUGAGGACCAGUCCUAUCAUGUCCGCUACAGGAUGGAUGCAUCCUGCCUGGAGCUGGCCCUGGAGGGUGAGCGGCUCUGUAAAGUGGGCGACUACCACGCUGGGGUGGCCUUCUUCGAGACAGCCAUCCAGGUUGGCACAGAGGACCUGCAGGUGCUGAGUGCCAUUUACAGCCAGCUGGGCAAUGCAUACUUCCAUCUGCACAACUACGCCAAGGCGUUGGAGUUCCACCACCACGACCUCACCUUGACCAGGACCAUCGGGGACCAGAUGGGAGAGGCCAAAUCCAGCGGUAACCUAGGCAACACAUUGAAGGUGUUGGGUAGGUUUGAUGAGGCUGUGGUCUGCUGUCAGAGGCACUUAGACAUUGCCAUGGACCUGAACGACAAGGUGGGACAGGCUAGGGCGCUGUAUAACUUUGGGAACGUGUAUCAUGCAAAAGGAAAGAGCAUCUGCUGGAGCGGGGCGGAGCCAGGAGAGUUCCCCGACGAGGUCACUACUGCACUUAGGAAAGCAGCGGAAUAUUACGAAGCAAACUUAUCCAUAGUAAAGGAGCUUGCAGACCCGGCCGCCCAGGGCCGAACAUAUGGUAACCUUGGCAACACACACUACCUGUUAGGAAACUUCCAGAAUGCAGUGGCAUCACAUGAACAGCGCCUCCAGAUUGCCAAGGAGUUUGGCGACCGCUCAGCAGAGAGAAGGGCCUAUUGCAACCUGGGGAACGCGUAUAUAUUCCUGGGUGAAUUUGAAGUGGCAGCCGAGCAUUACAAGAGGACUCUGCAGCUGGCCAGACAGCUGAAGGACCGGGCUGUAGAGGCUCAGGCCUGUUACAGUCUGGGAAACACCUACACACUCCUCCAGGACUACGAGAGGGCCAUAGACUACCACCUCAAACACCUGAUCAUAGCACAGGACCUCAACGACCGGAUUGGUGAGGGCCGGGCGUGCUGGAGUUUAGGGAACGCUCACACCGCCCUGGGGAACCAUGACCAGGCCAUGCACUUUGCUGAGAAACACCUGGAGAUCUCCAAAGAGACUGGUGACCGGAGCGGGGAGCUGACGGCCCGUAUGAACGUGUCAGACCUGCAGAUGGUGCUGGGGCUGAGCUACAGCACCAACAACUCCACCCUGUCUGAGAACCCCAUCAAGGACAUGGACCACAACCUGCACGGAGCCAGGCCCCGGAUAGGACGGAGAAACAGCAUGGAAAACCUGGAGCUCAUGAAACUCACCCCCGACAAGAUCAAUGCUCAGAAGUGGAACAGUGACAUCUUGACCAAGCAGUCUAAACCCACCCUGGCUAAGAGCUCCUCCAAGCUGUUCUUCAUCAGCCGUCUGCGGGGGAAGAAGAACAGGGCUGGGGGCUCCAGUAAAGUCCUGCAGGACACCAGUAACACCCCCCAGAUCCCUGCACAGGGACCACAGAAGAGGGCCAGUCCAGACAUGCUCGGGGACGAGGGCUUCUUUGACCUGCUGAGUCGUUUCCAGAGUAACCGGAUGGACGACCAGCGUUGUUCCAUACAAGAGAAGAGCCGUCUGUCAGUCAGUACCAGCUCCUCUGACUCUCCACCCAGAGCCAUGAGGAAAUCAGUGUCCGAUGCGGCAGCAGUAGAAGGCCUGGGCUCUGGGUCUGGUGCCCAGGGUCGCCGGUUAGAGGAAGGUGGAGGUGCUGGGGGUAGUUUGCCCGGCCUUCGGCUCAACAGGCACAGCAGCCAGGCUGUCCUCAGCCACCUGAUGGCUAACGCAGACAACACGGAGCCUGACGAUGACUUCUUCGACAUGCUCGUCAAAUGCCAGGGUUCUCGGCUGGAUGACCAGCGCUGCGCCCCUCCCCCGGCCCGUGGCCCCACCGUCCCAGACGAGGACUUCUUCAGCCUCAUCACGAGGUCCCAGGCCAAACGCAUGGACGAGCAGCGGGUCACCCUGCCCUCCGCAGCAGGCUCUGCAGCACGGCCCUGCUCCAACUGAGCCUUGUCCAUGGAGAGUACCCCGACAGGGGUGAAAACCCAGGAGACGGGGCUUCUGGAGGAAAACAAUGUGGAAGAAGGGUGUGGAAGUUUCGUCCACUUGUGGAGAUGAGGACGUUGAUGCUGUACUCAACAGUGGAUGGAGCUAUUUUACAUAGACCAGAACUUUUCAAUGGUCUUUUCUGUCCGUAACAUAGACCAAUAAUGGUUGUUGGUAGGAUUCCGAAGUCUCAUUUCACAGUUGAAAGCACUGCCAGCAUUAAUGUAGUAGCCUAUAGGGAACAAUGCAACAUUCAAAAACUAAAGUAACCCACUGAGGGUUAUAGACUAUGAAAUCAACUGUUCUCAAUUUUACCUUUACUAUCUGGAACUGUACUGGACCUGUAAAACUACACAGACGAACAUGAACUAACAUAUCAAACGAGUAGGUCCAGGGCAUUAUUCUGUAUGAUUAUGUACUCACUACAACCUGAAAAUUGAUCUUUAGAUACAAACAAAACUGCAGUCAUGACUCAUGUAUUUAUUGCACCUUUUAAAAAAAAAAAAAAUGUAUGAUUUUGUUUUAAGUGCUUACGUACUGCCGUUUUUACUUCCCCUUGUGGUUGGUUUGAUUUUGCACCAUACUUUUCUGAUGUAGACUAGAUUCAAAGACCGGUACAGCACUCUUUCCAUGUGUUUUUGAAUUGUCUAUAUGUGUAUGUUAGGAGUUAUGGAGGGUGGGGAUACCUCAUUUAGGUAAAGAAAUGCUCUUUCAGCCUCAACCAUCUGAUAAAAUAAUUAAUUCACCCAUGGGUGUGUUUUGUCCCUGAUGCUCUUUUGUACUUCCUAUAUAUAUUUUUUUUAAUGAGAUCAGAGGAAUGAACACUUGUUUAUUUAGUAUAGAAAUCAUGUCUUACUUUUUGAUAACACAUUUUAAAAUAAAACAUAUUGUUGCGUU